AUGAAAGAGAUUAUGCAGCAAAUGAUGCUUCAUCAACAACAGCUUUCAUUGCAGUGUACUCAUUCAAUUCAGCAACAACAGAGGACUGAUGCAACAUUACAGAACAUUGAAAGACAAGUGAGUCAAUUGGUGUCUGCACAGGGACAAACUCAGUUACAGACCUCAAGCCAGCUGCCUUCCCAAACCAUUCCAAAUCCAAGAGGAAAUGUGAGUGCUAUCACUCUACGGAAUGGGAAAAAUGUUUCUGAGAAUAAACAGGAAGAUUCAGCUGAGCGUUCAGGAGAUUUGGAUUCAGAUUUGCAGAUUAAAUUUGGUUCUAUUCCUAAAUCCGUUGCAGUGCAGAUUCCAAUGGUGGAACAGAAGCAGACAGAGAUUCAGCUACCAUUCCCUCAAAGGUUGGUAAAACCUGGGAAGGGUAAGGUUAUUGAAAAGUCUAGAGAAUUUCAAGAGAUGAUGAAAAUUUUUAGUAGAGUAGAAGUAAACAUCCCUCUACUGAAAGCAAUCAAACACAUUCCAAAGUACGCAAAAUUUCUGAAGGAUCUAUGUGUUAAUAAGAAGAAGCUUAAGGGUGAUGAGCUGGUUAGUGCAGGGGAAAGUGUUUCUGCAUUAUUUCAGGCUAUGCCACAAAAAUGCAGGGAUCCGGAAGUUUUUACUAUUCCGUGUAAAAUUGGAGAAAACUAUUUUGAAGAUGCUAUGGUGGAUCUUGGGGCAUCCAUUAAUGUAAUGCCGAAAUCAGUGUUUCAGGCUCUUGGAAUUGGUCCUCUUCAGCCAACAGGGGUUGUGAUCCAAUUGGCAAACCGAAGUUUUGCUCAUCCAGUAGGAGUGAUUGAAGAUGUGUUGGUCAAGGUUAAGGAAUUGAUUUUCCCUGCAGAUUUCUAUGUUUUGGAUAUGGAGGGUGAUGCCUUAUCAAGUCAUGUGCCAAUUAUUUUGGGAAGACCAUUUUUGAAGACAGCAAAGACUAAAAUUGAUGUUCAUGCUGGAACUUUGUCAAUGGAAUUUGGUGAAACUAUAGUUCAGUAUAACAUUUUGGAUGCUAUGAAAUAUCCAGUAGAGGAUCACUCUUUGUUGAGUAUAGAGUUAUUUGAUGAACUGGAAGAUAGGUUAGAUUGUUACUUGCUGGAAUGUGCUGCUCUUUUUAAUAAAUUUGGGGAUGAUCUGAGUACAGAAUGCAGUAACAGUUUGGAUCAGUAUGUUUCUGCUUCAGAGACAAAGGACUGUGAGGGAGUCUGUGUAGUUAAGGUUGAAUCUGGAAAAGCACUUCCUUCUAUUUUGCAGCCACCAAAGUUGGAAUUGAAAGUUCUUCCGAGCCAUUUGAAAUAUGCUUAUUUAAGGAAGGAUGAACAACUACCAGUCAUUAUUUCUAAAGAUCUUGAUGCUGUAGAGGAGGAGAGAUUGUUGAAUGUUUUGAGGCACAAUCAAAAGGCGAUUGGGUGGACUCUCGCGGAUUUAACAGGGAUUAGUUCUUCUAUUUGUACACAUAGGAUUUUGUUGGAAGAAGAUGCUAAACCUGUGUGA
Zingiber officinale is the source of this 1515-nucleotide messenger RNA. RefSeq lists its product as uncharacterized. The transcript has a single exon. The record is from RefSeq and is a predicted model, not a curated record. The coding region runs from base 1 to 1515 and encodes 504 amino acids. Lineage: Eukaryota; Viridiplantae; Streptophyta; Magnoliopsida; Zingiberales; Zingiberaceae.